This is a messenger RNA of Morone saxatilis (striped sea-bass), 2442 nucleotides long. It is a transcript of the gene ldlrap1b, whose product is annotated as low density lipoprotein receptor adaptor protein 1b. Lineage: Eukaryota; Metazoa; Chordata; Actinopteri; Moronidae. The record is from RefSeq and is a predicted model, not a curated record. Gene Ontology annotation, cellular component: early endosome.
GAACAGCAGCAGCACCGCCCGCCCGGGACGCGAGCGCCGCCGCUGCAACAACCUCGCUCGCGUGAUUCCACAAACGGGCGUCACGCACAUUAUCCGGUUAAUUUACAUAUCUAACACCGCCCAGGGGGACGAACAUGAUCAUCCACCAUCGAUUGAAAGCUAACCGUGCGGAGGGGAGAAGAAAACAGCCGAAACAAAGUUUGGACGAGAGAGGCUUGUGUUAAACCAAGCGAAGUGUUUCGACUGAGACGAAGAGGCGCUUAUCGGGCUUCUUUGCCCCACUUUUGGAUUACGAUAUGGACGCUUUGAAAUCCGCUGGAAGGGCAAUUAUACGGAGCCCCAGCAUCGCCAAACAGUCGUGGGGUGCGGGCAGACAUAAAAAGCUUCCAGAGAACUGGACGGACACGAGGGAGACCCUUCUGGAGGGCAUGGUGUUCCAGCUCAAGUACCUGGGGGUCACGAUGGUCGAGCAGCCCAAAGGAGAGGAGCUGUCUGCGGCUGCUGUCAAGAGGAUAGUGGCCACGGCCAAAGCCAGUGGAAAAAAGCUCCAGAAAGUCACAUUAAAGGUCUCCCCACGAGGAAUCAUCCUUUACGACAGUGCCUCCAAUCAGCUGAUAGAAAACAUCUCCAUAUACAGAAUUUCAUAUUGCACGGCGGACAAGAUGCAUGACAAAGUGUUUGCCUACAUCGUCCAGAGCCAACACAAUGAGACUCUGGAGUGUCAUGCCUUCCUCUGCCCGAAGAGAAAAAUGGCCCAGGCGGUAACCCUAACAGUGGCUCAGGCUUUCAGAGUGGCGUUUGAAUUCUGGCAGGCUGCCAAAGAAGAGGUAGCCACAGGAAAACUUCUGGAUUUGGCAGAGGGAGCCAACGUGGCGCUGGUCCACUCAGGAACAAAGCAGACUGAAUCGGAUCCCUUUAUGGUGCAUAAUCACGCAAUAGAGAACAACAAUACUGUAUGGGAGUUGGAGGACGGUCUGGAUGAGGCUUUCUCAAGACUCGCUGAGUCUCGCACUAACCCCCAGGUCCUGGACAUUGGGGUAAACCCUCAGGACUUCAACACUGAAGAGUGCCUGUCCCCAGGCAAAUGGGACCAAGAGGACACAGACUUCACUGCACAAAAAGACACCUUUGGGUUCUAAUGUGAAGCCUCUGCCAAGAAGGGAAAACAGGGAAAGAUGAGGAGAUCAGGUGGUCAAACACAGUUGGAAUCUGAGGUGACAAAACAGACAUUUGUGACAUCGGUAAGGUUUCCACCGUCUCCCAGCUGCCAAGUCCUCUCAGUGGUGCAGUCUAGUGGCUCUUUGAUGCUCCUGCAUCUACAGGACCAGAGAAAGACAACAUGAGGCUGCUCUCAGAACAGGCCAAAGCAAUACAAACUAAUUUAUCCCUUUUCUAUGAAACAACAUGCAGUCAUUUAAUGUUUGUUACAGUCAGUAUAUUACUUCCUUUUUUUUGUGUCUGUUUACCCAUUCUCUGUUCGUAUUGUGUUUGUGGAAUGUGCUUGUGUACAUUGCGUUCAACAAAGUGUGUGUGUGAGUGUGCAGUAUAUAAAUGUACAAAGUGAGAUAUGAGAAUGUUACAUGAGUUGAAUUUGAUGUCAUUAAGGUUAAGGUCAACAAGGGUGCUCUCACAUAUUUGAUUCAUUUAGAGAUGGAGACGUAACUGGAUUAGAGGGAAGACUCACUGGUGAAGCCACCGAAGCACCAGUUCCAGUAUUUGGCAAACAGUAAAGUUACUACCUAUGUGCUUCAAGGAUUCAGCCGUUGUGCAACGAAAGCUUUAAAAAAAAUAGUUUGUAUGUGUUUGUCAAAGAGUGUUUGUGCGGAAAAUGAAUGAAAACAAAAUGACAAUCUUAUUUUUUUUUUCUACUGCAAAAUCUAUUUUUGCACUCAGCAUUCAUCCAUUUUUAAAAGCACAUUUCAUGUGAGGGAAUUUAAUGUCAAUGAGCAUCCAACUGAUUAUUUAGGCUUAUAUACAGUGCCACUAUUCACUAUCCUCUUGGACUUCUUACUGUUUUAUUUUACAGUUUUGAAUCUCUGUGGAUUCAUUCAGCUUUUUCACUGUUACGUUGAUCACAAUCUUGUGCCUCACAAGAUUUUCUUCCAUUGUAGAGAACAGCAACACAUUUCAAAGUGAGCAGGUCAUAAUUUCCACUCUGGGUCAUGGAGAGAAGUCCAGAGUUGUUUUGGCUUCUCUUUGACCAUGUCAGCAAGUCUCAUUAAUCCACUGUGAUUCACAGUUGAAAAAACAAAACAUGAAGUCCAAAAGGGUGAAUGCGUUUUAUCGUCACUCUACCACUGUAUGUUAAAUUAUAUUGCAGCAUUGACUCUGCUAGUUUACUUUUUUUUUUCCGGGAAUGGUUCCCAGUGUUAUUUUUGCCAUUUGUUCAUGUAUGAAUUUUAUUUAAUUCAUGAAUUUACAUAAAUUUUAAAUGAAAGCCAA